This is a messenger RNA of Chinchilla lanigera (long-tailed chinchilla), 753 nucleotides long. It is a transcript of the gene S100p, whose product is annotated as S100 calcium binding protein P. The record is from RefSeq and is a predicted model, not a curated record. Gene Ontology annotation, molecular function: transition metal ion binding; calcium ion binding. NCBI's taxonomy places the organism in Eukaryota, Metazoa, Chordata, Mammalia, Rodentia, Chinchillidae. Gene Ontology annotation, biological process: endothelial cell migration. Gene Ontology annotation, cellular component: extracellular exosome; cytoplasm.
GUGAGGCAGGAAAAGCUCAUCUAUGACUCACUCAACAAACACUCCGCAGGCCCGCUCACCCAGAGACCCCGCUCGCCCAGGGAGGGGAGGGCCUCCCUGACUCAGCGGUGACCCCCACCCGGGCAGGCCCUGCAGAGUGAGGCGGUUCUGAGGCGGCCGGGGGAGGGCAAGCUGCAGACAGGGCCCACACGGUGCCUGGCCCGUCCCACGCCCUGUGUCAACAAGGCUGGCCUCAUAAAGCCGCGGCCGAGCCCAGCCAGACGGCAUUUCCUCCCGAGCACCGCCAGCGCCCGCGCCAGGCAGCAGAGCGCGCACCAUGACGGAGCUGGAGACGGCCAUAGGCCUGAUCAUCGACGUGUUCGCCCGCUACGCGGCCGGCGAGGGCAGCAAGCAGAGCCUGAGCAAGAGCGAGCUGAAGGCGCUGAUGGAGAAGGAGCUCCCGGGCUUCCUGCAGAGCGGAAAGGACAAGGACACCGUGGACAAACUGCUCAAGGACCUGGACGCGAACGGGGACGCCACCGUGGACUUCAACGAGUUCAUGGUGUUCGUGGCUGCGCUCACAUCUGCCUGUCAUAGCUACUUUGUGCAGGCAGGACCCGUGUGAAGCCCUGCACUCCAGAUUCCCGACCGAGGCGGGUGCAGGGGCUGGGAGCCGGUCCCUGGGCUCCCGGAAGCCUUGCGGGCGAUUCCCGUCCUGGGCGGAGCUGCUGCUGGUGUCUGUCUGAUGGAUAAACGCCUGUGAAAUGAUACCGA